Populus nigra (black poplar) is the source of this 1154-nucleotide messenger RNA. RefSeq names its product 1-acyl-sn-glycerol-3-phosphate acyltransferase PLS1-like. The record is from RefSeq and is a predicted model, not a curated record. Gene Ontology annotation, molecular function: 1-acylglycerol-3-phosphate O-acyltransferase activity. The transcript is spliced from 11 exons. Gene Ontology annotation, cellular component: endomembrane system. Bases 18 to 1154 code for a protein of 378 amino acids. NCBI's taxonomy places the organism in Eukaryota, Viridiplantae, Streptophyta, Magnoliopsida, Malpighiales, Salicaceae.
GUUUAAAGUAUUAGGCCAUGGAAAAACUUGCUACUGUAGUUCUGUUUAUGCCUUUUGGCAUGUUAUUCUGUCUCACAGGCAUUCUCAUUACUAUCAUCCAAGCAGCUUGCUUCCUCAUUAUAUGGCCUCUCUCAAGAAAUACAUACAGAAGGAUCGUCGGGGCGGUGACCGAAAUAUUAUUCUUGGAGAUGGUAUUUUUGGUGGAUUGGUUGGCAGGUCUUGAGGUUCGCCUCCAUACGGAUUUAGAAACUUAUGAGCUGAUCGGCAAAGAGAAUGCGCUUGUAAUGCCUAAUCACAUCUGCGAUGCUGAUGUCCUCAUUAUGUGGCUUUUAGCCGAGCGCUUUAACUGUCUCCGCGGUGCUCUAAUGGUCAUGAAGAAAUCUUCAAAAUACCUUCCCAUUUAUGGAUGGGCAAAUUGGUUUAAUGGAGCCGUUUUCUUGGAUAGAAAUUGGGCCAAAGAUGAAGGCAAAUUGAAGUCAAGUUUUCAAGAGCUUAAGGAUUUCCCUGGUUCUUUUUGGUUGACUAUCUUCGUGGAAGGGACUCGCAUCACCCCAGAUAAACUUCUAGCAGCUCAAGAAUUCGCCAUUUCAAAAGGAUUGCCAGUUCCUAAGAACGUGCUGAUUCCUCGCACCAAGGGCUUUGUUUCGGCUGUACAGUACAUGCGUCCAUUCGUUUCAGCAGUUUAUGAUGUUACUGUUGCUGUGCCAGAAGGUCAUCCAAUCCCUUCUGUGAAGAGAUUCUUUAAGAGGCAACCUUCUGUUGUGCAUUUCCACAUAAAACGCUAUGCAACGAAGGGAUUGCCCGAAUCAGAUGAAGGCGUUGCUCAAUGGUGUAAAGAUAGAUUUGUGGUCAAGGAUGCAAUGUUGGAAGAGUUUCGAGCCAAUGACACAUUUGAAGGAAAAGAAAUUAGAGAUUUUCGAAUUCGACAGAAGAAGUCAUUGAUUGUUGCCACCUUUCUUUCUUGCACCUGUUUCAUCGGAGCAAUCAUGUUCAUUCAAAGGUUUUCACUCCUGUCAAAUUGGAAAGGAAUCUCCUCGUUAGCAUUUGCAGUGGCCUUUGAUGCAAUCCUAAUGUAUACUUUCAUCGAGUAUACAAAAUUGCCGGAGCAGGGAAAAGUACAGGCAACAAACGGCCAAGUAGUCAAGCUUCAUUAA